GGGACUGGCAACUCCCCGACGGCUCCUCACUGCCGGCCUGAGCCCCGCUCCUGCAGGCGUAGGGGCCGCGACUGCCCCGGAGUGAGCGCGCAGGUGGACUCCAGACGCCCGAAGGAACCUCAGGAUCCUGGAGCGCCGUACGGGCGAGUCGAGGCGAGAUCAAUAGCAGCUCCGGCACCACCACGCCUUCUGCCGCCAAGACCCCGCCUGCGGGCCGGGCAGCACUCCACUGCGGCCCGGUGGGCGGCGCGGUGGCGGCGGCCGAUGGUGCCGAAACACAGUAGCGGGCGGAGAGGGCGCACGGCCGGGCACCGCCAGGGCCACCGGCCCGGAGACCCAACUCCAGACCGGACCAAAAUAAGUUGUGCUGGCGGCGGAGAGCCGACUGAGGGGCCACCGGCGCGCCAUGCCUGCCGUCAAGAAGGAGCUCUCAGGCCGCGAAGAUCUGGCCCUGGCCCUCGCCACCUUCCACCCGACCCUGGCCACACUGCCGCUGCCGCCGCUGCCCAACUACCUGGCGCCACUGCCCGCCGCCGCAGCCCUGCCCCCGGCCGCCUCGCUGCCCUCCUCAGCCUCGGGCUACCAGACCCUGCUGGCUCCGACGCUCCGCCCCCCGCGCUCGUACCUCAGCCUGCACGACUCGGCGCCGCACCUCCACUUGCCCCGAGGUCCGCUGGCGCUCGAGCGCUUCGCCGCCGCCGCCGCCGCCCCGGACUUCCAGCCGCUGCUGGACAACGGCGAGCCGUGCAUCGAGGUGGAGUGCGGCGCCAACCGCGCGCUGCUCUACGUGCGCAAACUCUGCCAGGGCAGCAAGGGCCCGUCCAUCCGCCACCGCGGCGAGUGGCUCACGCCCAACGAGUUCCAGUUCGUCAGCGGCCGCGAGACGGCCAAGGACUGGAAGCGCAGCAUCCGCCACAAAGGGAAAAGUCUGAAGACGCUUAUGUCCAAAGGGAUCCUGCAGGUGCACCCCCCGAUCUGCGACUGUCCAGGCUGUCGAAUAUCCUCGCCAGUGAACCGAGGACGGCUGGCAGACAAAAGGACAGUUACCCUGCCUGUAGCAAGUACCCUAAAGAAGGAGCGGACCCUCAGCUUCUCUACCAGUGAUGGUGACAGUGACAGAAGUAGUCCAGCUAACGGAAGGCAGCCAGGCUUGAAGCAGGAGGAUGACUCACACAUCCAUAUCAUGAAGAGAAGAGUCCACACCCAUUGGGAUGUGAACAUCUCCUUCCGAGAGACAUCCUGCAGUCAGGACAGCAGUCUUCCCACCCUCAUAUCCAGUGUACAUCGAAGCCGUCACCUCGUUAUGCCUGAGCAUCCCAGCCGCUGUGACUUCCAGAGAGGCAGUGUGGAGAUUGGCCUGGGACCCACAGGUGACCUGUUGGGAAAGAGGCUGGGUUGCUCCCCUCUUAUCACCAGUGACUGUUCUUCAGAGAAGAAGGCCCGAAGUGAGUCCCCCCAAGAGACUCUACUCCUCCCUGACCCGGAGCCCAGCAUGGCCCCUGAGGACCACUACCGCCGACUCGUGUCAGCCCUGAGUGAGACUAGUCCCUUUGAGGAUCCUCAACGCCUCUACCACCUGGGUCUCCCCAGUCAUGAUCUCCUGAGGGUCCGGCAGGAGGUGGCAGCUGCAGCUUUGAGGAACCCAAGUACCCUGGAAGUCCACUUGCCCCCAUCCAUAGGCCAGCGCCGGAAGCAGGUCCUGUCUCAGCACCGAGAGGGAACGACUGCCUCUGCCGCCCCGUCGUUCUCCGAGAGGGAGCUGUCGCAGCCGCCCCCCUUGCUGUCACCGCAGAAUGCCCCCCACCUCGCCCUGGGCCCCCACCUCAGGCCUCCCUUCCUGGGAGUGCCCUCGGCUCUGUGUCAGACGCCAGGCUACGGCUUCCUGCCUCCCGCCCAAGCAGAGAUGCUCGCCCGGCAGCAGGAACUCUUGCGGAAGCAAAGCCUGGCUCGGCUGGAGGUGUCGGCGGAGCUGCUCCGGCAGAAGGAACUGGAUAGUGCGCAUCGACCGCAGCUGCUGGCGCCCGAGACGACCCUGCACGCCCCCGACGGCGCCGAGGAACUGCAACGGCACCGGGCCAUGUUGGUGUUGAAACACAGUUCGGCGCCACUGCUGGCUCUGCCUCCCCGGGGCCCCCCGGGCCCAGGCCCUCCCACCCCACCCCGUGAGCCUACACACUGCACAUCCCAGAAAGGGGCCCCCGACCCAGCCUCAGCUCGGCCGAGGGAAUCCAAGGAGACCUCGAGGGCAGGGGGCUGGGCUCAAGAUGGCUCUGAGGAGGAGCACUCCAAGGACUCCGACGGAGAGGACCAAGAGAUGGCAGUUGCUGCAGCGGUGGGACCCAAUCCUGGUCAAACCCCAGGGGGAAGUACCAACACGGAGGGGAAAGGGCUUCUCCCUGGGCCCACUUUGCCUCUGGGCUUUUCUUAUGGAGCCAGCCCCUAUUAUACAGGUGCUAUGGCAGGGCUUUUCACUGAUGGGGAGGCUACAGCCCCUGAGGAUAUCAGCAAGUGGAACGUGGAGGAUGUCUGCAACUUUGUGGGGGGUCUACCUGGCUGUGGAGAAUAUGCUCGGGUGUUCAGAGAACAAGGGAUUGAUGGAGAGACCUUGCCUCUGCUGACAGAAGAGCACCUACUGACCACCAUGGGGCUAAAGCUGGGGCCUGCCCUCAAGAUCCGGGCCCAAGUGGCCAAACGCCUGGGUAGAAUCUUCUACAUGGCUAGUUUUCCCGUAGCCCUGCCACUCCAGCCAAGCCUCCAGGGCCCUGAGCAGCUCAGCCCAGGACAGCAACCCCUGUCCCCAGCAACAACCACUUCUCCCUAUGGGGGGGCCCACCCUCAUGCAGGUCGUGCCUCCCCUAAACAGGAGAAUGGUACUGGAACGAUGGCUCUGCUCCCAGGGACCUCAGACCCCUCCCAGUCUCUUUGCUGAGCUGGCAGGUGUCCCCAUACUCUGGCACCCAUGUGACAGCCACAACACCCAGGGCUUUUUUUUUUUCCAUUUUGGCUCUGGACAAGGGGAUGGAAGGGAGAAACACCCAAGAAUCUUAAAACACGUGACUCAAAAAAAGUAAGUGUCGAAAUGACUGCAGAGGGUCUACAGACAAACCAAAGACAAAGGAGGUAGAAGAAGCCACGGGAGCCUCCCUCUUCCCUUCCAACUGGGACUGCUCGGUGCCCUGGUGUCAGAUGACAGCCAACCUCCUGCACAGGCAGCAGCAGACUCUAUAGUGCUGGUUCACUUUCCCAGGUCAGCACAGCUCUAGGUACAUUCGGCUGGUUGUGUUGUAACAAUAAAGCCCUGUCGUCUGUC
Molecule: messenger RNA, 3310 nt
Organism: Perognathus longimembris pacificus (Pacific pocket mouse)
Lineage: Eukaryota; Metazoa; Chordata; Mammalia; Rodentia; Heteromyidae
Gene: Samd11
Product: sterile alpha motif domain containing 11
Exons: 14
Coding region: 407-2929 (840 amino acids)
Biological process (GO): positive regulation of transcription by RNA polymerase II
Molecular function (GO): RNA polymerase II cis-regulatory region sequence-specific DNA binding; DNA-binding transcription activator activity, RNA polymerase II-specific; protein binding
Source: RefSeq, a predicted model, not a curated record